AUUUAUGUUGGUACUACUUAAAUAAAAUCGUUAAACGUCAAACAUCUAAAAGUCUAAAAAUAACCUAAAAAACUUAAGUCAUUUCUAUUUUUAUAUAUUUUUGGGAUUAAAACGAGAUAAAACCGCUUUAAAAUCGAUCGAAAAUAUUUUAGAUUAUUGAUUAAAGUCGGAGUAGAAACGCUUGAUAUCGCCAUCUGUUGCGUUUAACCCACAUUAAUUGAGUCGCUUUCAGUAGAAAAAUCGAAUUCCCCUCAAACAAACAGCUGGGUUUCCCCAAAAAAGUCUUUGUCAUGGAUAUAAUGGAUCAGUUUCGAAACGAAACCGAGCUAAUCGGGUUCAAAAAUAACCAACCCGUUACGAGAAAACGAAAUUUAGGCUUGGGAGUGGAAGGAAAAAGCGUCGUUUUAACCGGAAAUAACAAAGUAAUCAUAUUACAAAACAAUAAAAGUGUCCGAAUCCCAAUGAGAUUGUGCACAAUGGUCCCGGAAAACGUAAGAAAAGCAGUUUUAGAACAACUUCCCAACAUCAAAGAUAAGAAACAUGUGGAGGCCAAACCUUAUCGCAACGGAGAUAACGAAAAUAAUCAAAAAAGUGGGACUUCACACGAAUUAGUCGCAGUUAAAACUGAGCCGGAAGAAGUCGAAUUAAUUAAACGUAAAAUGGAUGUUAACGAAGUGAAACCAAAUCGAAUUCGGGCGAAAAAAAAGAUUGUUAGGAGAUCGAACCAACAAAAAACGUUACAAAACAUCGUCAAGUUAUUAAAAAGGAAUCAAAAGGGUAAAUUAAAAAGGAAUUUAACGAAACGUUCGAUUUCGUGCCAAACGGAAGCGUUUACGAACGAUAUUUCUUGCCAAACCGAUGAAUUAAUUGGAAAUGAGAUUUUGAGUUUGUUUGAGAAUAUAGAUAAAGAUUCGAUUUUGGGCUCACCUUCUGAUUUUAUGACGAUUGAUUAUCCAUCUCCAGGGAAUUAUUUUGUGAACAAUCAAAAUAAUCAAUUACAAAGUGAUUAUGGAAAUCAUUUGGAUGUUAGGAAGGUUAGGUUUUAUGAGAAUUUAAAGAAUUGUGAUUGUCCUGAUGCUGCUGGGCACAUUCCGUUACAUAUAGCCGUUUUACAUAAUAACAAAGCCGAAGUACACAAUCAAUGUUUGUUAUUAAAAGCGAGAAAAUUUUCGGUGGAUGUCCCGAAUAACCAAGGAAACACCCCGUUGCAUUUAGCCGUUUUAAACGAAUCCGAUAUCGAGAUAAUUAAAGUGUUAUUAGCGAACGGGGCCGAUCCUUUAAUGAAAGACGGAAACGGAAAUACUUCGUUGCACAACGCGAUUCAUUCAAACGAAGACGAACAAAUCCUUCAAAUCCUUUUAAACCACUUAAAAAAGACCGAGGAAAACGUCGAUGUCUUUAAUUACGAGGGAUUCACCCCGUUGAUGUUGUGCGUUAUCGAGGAUAAACAUAAAAUGGCCAUGAAUUGCAUCGCAGCGGGGGCUAAUCCGAAUACGAAGGAUCAAAAAUCGGGGAGGACCUCGUUAUUUCAUGCGGUUGAAAAUAAUAAUCUGCAAAUGGUGAAAUUGUUUAUGAGAACGGGGGCUAAUACUAAAAUAAAGAACUUUUUUGGGACGAGUACUCACGAGGCAACUUUCGAACUUGAAAGUAUUAACCCAGAAAUAAAAACUUUAAUCAUAGGAAAAGAAAUAAACGGAAAUCGGACUCGAAUCGCCAUCGCAAAGAAGAAAAAGAAAGUCCAACAAACCAAGUCAAUCGAGUUACCGACGUUUAAAAAUAAAUUAAAGACCGUGAGGAUAUUGAAAAUCAUCGAGAAAGAUAUUCGAAAAUAAAAAUCAAAUUUUAAUUGAUUAAAACUAUGGUACAUUAAUAAAAUUAUUAUUUAGGUUGGUUGUAAUGAA
This is a messenger RNA of Onthophagus taurus, 1901 nucleotides long. Lineage: Eukaryota; Metazoa; Arthropoda; Insecta; Coleoptera; Scarabaeidae. The record is from RefSeq and is a predicted model, not a curated record.